AUGAUCUUCGCAGCUAGGCAAAUUCAAGAAAAGAGUCGUGAGCAAAGGAUAGACCUUUACACCGCCUUCACUGACCUCUCCAAAGCUUUCGACACAGUAAACAGAGAACUUUUGUGGACUCUGUUGGAGAGGGUCGGUGCACCAACAAGAUUUUUAAACAUCCUCCGCCAGAUAGAAUCUAUGCAACGUGCACUGGACGUGAUCUCAGGUAUUUGCAGCUCGCUUGGUUUGCAAAAUAACACCCAGAAGACUGAGAAUUUUGUCCAGCCCAUUGUUCCACCAAUAAAAGCACCACAAUUCUACAGUAAUGGAGAUCCUAUCAAAAUAGUAAACCAGUUUAAGUACCUUGGUGGCACUCUCACACCCACCAGCUCACUGGAUAUGGAAAUUCAAACCAGAAUCAAUUUAACCUCAGCUGCAUUUGAACGUUUGAGAACAAGAGUCUUUCUCAACAAUGACCUCAAAUAUGGAACGAAGACUGCAGUUUAUCUAGCAGUCUGUAUAUCUACAUUAUCAUAUGCCUCAGAAACCUGGACGCCCUACAGACGCCAAAUCCAAAUGCUGGAAAACUUCCACACUAGAUGCCUUAAGCGUAUCUUUGGAAUAUCCUGGGAAGAUAGAUUGACUCAUGAAGAACUAUAUCGUCGCUCAAACACGACCAACAUUGAAGCCAUGCUAGCCAAAAGACACUUGCGCUGGCUUGGACAAGUUAUCAGGAUACCAGACCACCGGCUUCCAAGACAAAUAUUAUAUGGCAAGCUCUCACACGGAAACCGCUCGGCGGGAGGUCAGAAAACAAAGAUAUUAGGACCACUCUAA
Molecule: messenger RNA, 819 nt
Organism: Homarus americanus (American lobster)
Lineage: Eukaryota; Metazoa; Arthropoda; Malacostraca; Decapoda; Nephropidae
Exons: 2
Coding region: 1-819 (272 amino acids)
Source: RefSeq, a predicted model, not a curated record